AUGCAGCGACUAAAGACAACGAAGACGCCGCUGCUGCUCCUGCUGGUCCUUGGCCUGGCGACCUUCGUCUUGAUCGCCCUCCACUACCUCGGCGGUGCACCGGGGGAGACCGAGGCCGAAGCCCAACAAUGGCCGGAGAAAAACCAGAGCCGCACCACCAUCUCGCGGGUGGCGGUCUUAGAGAGCACCGGGUGGCACGACGAGGUCGUCGCCGCGCUGGUCUACGCCAUCGGACAGCAGCCCUCGACUACGGCACUCACCCUCUACCUCAAGGCCCGGCGCUACGGCAUCGACCAACUCUACGCCGCCUUCGCCCCGCAGGCCUCCAUCUUUCCGGCCCGCCGCAUGCGCGACUUCCUCGACUUGCCCGGUGGCUCGCUUCCCGCGCCCGACGUGGUGGUGCUCGCCACGGGCGAGCGGGACUUUGCCAACCACGCCGACAUCAUUCACCACCUCUUCACCUCGUCGCCGCACACGCGCCUGCUCUGCGUAGUGCACCAUGCGGCCCAGUGGGAGGCCGGUCGCAUGCCCGAGAAGCUGCUGCCCUUCGUCCUGCCCUGGGUCGAGGCCGGCCGCAUCACCUUUCUCACCCUCGCGCCGCACGUUGCCGACCACUUGUCGACAAUCGCCAUACCCGCUUGGCGCGGACAGGUGUCGACGCCUGCUAGGACACCCUUGCGGGCCCGUGUAGAGACCUGGGUGCCUGUGUUCGAGGUCGCUCAAGCUGGGCUGGCCGCGCAGCGCACCAGCGUCAGGGCGGGCGAGACGGCCUUCGCGAUCCAGGGCAACUUCGACCCGGGGCGGCGCAACUACGACGGCGUGCUGUCGCGCCUGCGGUCGGACGGGCAAGCGGCCGGCUUGACGCUCCACCUGCUGGGCAGCGGCAAGGGCGUCAAGGUGCCGCAGGGGCUCGAGGGCCGCGUGGUGGUCGACAGCGGGUUGGCCUACCUGCCCUACUACGCCAUCAUCGCCCGGAGCGUGGCGCUGGUGCCGUCGUUUGCCACGGACGACUACUACGUCGAGCGGGCCUCGUCGACGGUGGCGGCCUCGCUCAUCGCCGGCUGCCCCCUCGUGGCCAGCCGCCGGCUGCUGGCCACCUACACCUACCUCGACGAGUCCGUGGUGUGGGUGCAGGAGGAGGACGAGGACGAGAUGGACGUCGUGAUCCGCGUAGGCCACGAGCGAACCGCCGCCGAGCGGAGCGCAAAGAACGACAACGUGCGGCGGCGGAACCUGGAGCUCUGCGCCAGGAGCGUGCGACAGUUUGACCGGUGGAUCCUCGAAGCCACAGCCGCGAGGCCCGACAUUGAUGACAGCCAGGCCUGA
Molecule: messenger RNA, 1326 nt
Organism: Acanthamoeba castellanii str. Neff
Lineage: Eukaryota; Discosea; Longamoebia; Acanthamoebidae
Exons: 1
Coding region: 1-1326 (441 amino acids)
Source: RefSeq, a predicted model, not a curated record